Molecule: messenger RNA, 2014 nt
Organism: Linepithema humile (Argentine ant)
Lineage: Eukaryota; Metazoa; Arthropoda; Insecta; Hymenoptera; Formicidae
Gene: Dgkepsilon
Product: diacylglycerol kinase epsilon
Molecular function (GO): ATP-dependent diacylglycerol kinase activity
Source: RefSeq, a predicted model, not a curated record
UGGCCCCUCUCAGGUUUCUCUCUGCUGUAAACAUGGUUGACAGGAUAGAUGAAAUAAAAAAUACAUGUGUAAUAUCCUUGAAUGAUUUGUGAAUGAUAUAAUUUGAUUUGAAAAAUAAAUGGUGUGAUACAAAUCUGACUAAAAAAUAAAUGGUGACUUUUACAGCUGUCACGUAACAAAUCAAAUUUUUGGAACUCUGUAAAAUAAUUAUUCAACAUUAUGUGGGACGAAGACAUAAGUACCGUUAUUCUGCCUACUUUAUCUACUGUAAUUUUUUUUGUAUUUACGAUAAAUUUCUUUCGACACCUCAUGCGCAAUCCCCACAUUCAGAUUAGAGAUGUUACAAAGGAACAUAAUUGGAAGCCAAUUACAGGAACAACUAAGGCAUAUUGCUGCAGUAUUUGUGAGACGUUAUUGUUGAAUCUUGAUGGUCUUUUCUGUGAUUCGUGUGGUGUGUGUGCGGAUCGAGGUUGUAUAAAGCUUGCAGACAAGCGGCUAAAAUGCAAAGCCAUAAAUGUAUCUCUCAACAAUGAUCAACCAAUGAAACACCAUUGGGUUAAAGGUAAUUUGCCACUUGUUGCUAUAUGUUAUAUCUGUGAAGAAGAAUGUGAUGUUGAACCCGGCCUCGCAGAUUGGUGGUGCUGUUGGUGUCAAAGAUGUGUUCACGAAGCAUGUAAACUUGUUCUCUCUGAUAUAUGUGAUUUUGGAAAAUUUAAAUUAAUGAUUAUUCCACCAAAGAGUUUAGAAGUAAUAAAUCGACGUAGCACAAUGAGACGCAGAUUACAUCUUCGUUCUGUUAUACCACCGAAUUGGCCUGAUUGGAAUCCGAUCAUUGUAGUAGGUAAUAGGAAAUCUGGAAACAAUGAUGGAGGGCAUAUUUUAUCUUUGUUCAGAAGAUUAUUGAAUCCUGCACAAAUCGUGGAUUUAGCAGAACGCGAUCCAGUUGCUGCUCUUGAAUGGUGCCGUUUGUUGGGAAAAACGCCAUGUACCAUUCUUGUAGCCGGCGGCGAUGGAACCAUCGCUUGGUUACUGAACACCAUUGAUAAGCUCGGGUUAGAGCCCAUUCCAUCUGUAGCAAUAAUUCCUUUGGGGACAGGCAACGAUUUGUCCAGAGUAUUAGGAUGGGGAAAGCAACAUGAUUCGCAUUUGGAUCCUGCAGAAGUCUUGCGGAAAGUGCAAACAGCAGCAAAGAUCAAGUUUGACAGAUGGUCUGUGACAAUAAAACCAUAUAGCGCAUUAGGAUUCAGAGGCUCGCAACGAAAUUUGUUUAUGUAUAACUACAUAAGUGUGGGCGUGGAUGCACAAGUAACUUUAAACUUUCAUCGUACAAGAGAGAGUCGCUUUUACCUAUUUAGUCAUAGGAUAUUUAAUAAGCUCUUGUACUUAUGCUUCGGCACACAGCAAGUUGUGGAAAGAGAAUGCAAAGAUCUCGAUAAAAAUAUGGAAGUUUAUUUGGACGACAAGAAGAUAGAACUGCCUUCUAUUGAAAGCGUAGUGAUACUGAACAUUCCAUCUUGGGCUGCUGGUGUUGAUUUAUGGAAAAUGGGAAUGGAAGACGAUCCAAAUUCGAAAGUACAAAGUAUUAACGAUGGCAAGUUGGAAGUAGUGGCUCUUUAUUCUUCUUUUCAUAUGGCUCAGCUGCAAGUAGGACUCUCAAAACCGUAUCGGAUUGGUCAAGCUAGCACUGUAAAGAUAAAAUUAUUGCGAUCAUGCGCUAUGCAAGUGGAUGGUGAGCCUUGGUAUCAACAGCCUUGCGAAUUCAAUAUAACAUACUGCAAUCAGGCAUCUAUGUUGAUGAGCAACGACUUUUAAGUAUAUGGCGUGAGGCCAUUUAUGCAUUUAUAAAUGCAUUCGUACCUUAUUGCUUUAGUAUUUGCUUACUUGCCUAAAUCUGGUUAUAAAUUAGUUUUUUGAUGAUUAAAAUGUGAAGACAUAUAAAUCUAGUCGACAUUCUAAAAUCUAAAAUGUAUGAUUUUAUGAAUUUUAAGCUGUUUCAUAAUUCUAUUUAUUAAUA